AUGUUUAAGUGUAAUCGUAAAUAAUGCGUUUAUAACGAUGACAGCAAGUCAUAGGCUAAUUAAAGCAUCAUUUAUAAGCCUUGUUAUGGAUGUUAUGAAGUUUUUUAUUGUUCACAAGAAUGCUUAGAUAUGGAUAAACCUAAUCAUAAAUGCGGAUAAAAAAAUGAUCAAGGAGAUUCAGAUAAAAAAAAUAAUCCUGAUUAUACCCAACUAAUAGAUGAAAGCGUUAAUUAAAGUACAAUGUCACAAUCUAAAAGAAUGAGGAGCUUAGAGGAUUACGAGUUUAUAAAUGUACCAAAAAAAAGUAAUGGAGACUUGGGUAGAGGAGCUUUUGGUGAAGUUAAACUCAUCAAAGAAAAGGCAACUUCCAAAUUAUUUGCUUUAAAAAUUAUAAAUAAGAAGAACUUAAAGAUGAGAGGAUAUGUGGAUUAGAUGAAAAAAGAAAUUAAACUUCAAAAAAAAUUGAAUUUUCCACAUGUUCUUCGUUUUUAUCAUAAAUUUGAGGACUCAAAUAAUGUUUACUUUGUCCUUGAAUAUGCAGAAAGAGGCUCUGUUUUCCAACACCUAAAAAAGAAGCGUAACAUAACAGAAGAAGAAGCUUUUUAUUUGUUCAUUUAAUCAUGCUUAGCUAUAGACUAUUUACAUAGACAAGGUAUUAUACACAGAGAUCUCAAACCUGAAAAUCUUUUGUUAGAUUCUUAUGGAAACAUUAAACUAUGUGACUUUGGAUGGAGUACAUAAUUUACUGAUUAACGCUCAACUCAAUGUGGCACACCUGAUUAUAUGAGCCCUGAAAUUAUUCGUUUUGAGUAGCAUGAUUAAACUGUUGAUAUUUGGUCAUUAGGUGUUUUAUUAUUUGAGCUACUUAAUGGAUUUCCUCCAUUUAGCAAAUAAGGAUCUUAAACUUUUAAGAUGAUUGAAGAAAUGAAGGCAGCUGAAAAAAAUGGAAUAUAAUAUGUUAAGAAAUGUUCACCUGAAGUAUAAGAUUUGAUCUAAAAAAUUUUAUAGAUGGAUAGCAAGAAGAGAUUAACUAUUGAUUAAAUUUAUAGUCACACUUGGUGUUAACAGAUGCUUAAAAAGUAAAACUGGAAAAUAGAAAAUGGAUUACUUGUUUAACUAAAUUCAGCUUAAGAUAAUUAAACAAAAUAAACUGCAAAUGAAAAAAAAGGAGGCUUAAAUGAAUAGUUAGAUGCUAAUAAUCCAUCAAAAAGCCCUAUUCGUUAAGUUGGAAUUUCUCCAAACAAACCAACAUUCAAAACAUUGUUUGAAAAUACUACUAAUACCAGUGUUAAUGCAAGUAUGCUUAGUUAGCAGGGAUAAAAUAAAUCAUAAAUUUUUGGUGAUCCUAAUUAAAGCAGGAUAAGUAACAAUGGAAGAAGUAUCUCUUAGAUACCUAGAAAAAGUUAAUUAGAUGCAAGUUCUAUGAGUGGAAAUACAACUAUGAAUAGAUCAGUAAGUCCCAAUAGAAUUCCUCAAAAUCACUCUACUCUUUUCUAAAAGGCUGCUUUAGAAAAAUAAAAUUUAAAUGAUCAAAGUAUGAUGGAUUAAAGUAAGAACGACAUUAGUAUCGUUCAUGAUCAAGCUUCAACAGCUAGAGGAAAUUACUAGAUGACAAAUAACAAUUAAAAGCCAUUUGAAUAAGCUAAUUAAGUAGGAAAUAGGCCAUCUCAUUUAGGUUAAAAUCAAGAUAAAUCUCCAAUAAAGCAAGGGAUAUUCAAUAAUUAGUAGCAGUAGAAUAAUAAUUUCGAUAAAUCUCCUUCUAGAUAAGGAGUGUUUCAAACAUAAAAUAAUAACAACCCAGAUAUAUCACCUGCAAGGAAAUUCUAAUUCAUUGAUCCUGCUGCCACUAACUUCUUGAAACCUAAAGAAAAUAAUACAGACAAAUCCCCCGCAAGAUAAAAUUCUUUUAUUGCCACUGGGGCUUCAAAUAUUACUAAGCCUGCCGAUUACACAAAUGAUAAGUCACCAUCUAGAUAAGGAAUUUUUGGUAAUUCUAAUAAUAUGAAUAACACAAUUAACAACACCUCGAAUAUAGAUUAAGGCAGAAAAUCUAAUAAUAGAAUCUUUGAUACUACUCCACCAGCAAGACUUUCUAACAAUAGAAUGGAUACGAGUACAACAAAUUAAAAUAAUACUUAGCAAAAUACUAGUAUAAAUUAAAUUGAUACUUCUACUUUAAAUAAGGCAACUGGAAGAUAAGCUGGAUUCGAUGCUUCUCCAAUCAGAAGGUAAUCUCAUAACCGCAUGGAAAGUAGCAAUAUUUCAUAAAAUAACAUAAAUCAAAAUACUAGCUAAAUGAAUACCUCUUAAUUGAAUAAAUCACCAAACAGGUAAAAAAUAUUUGAUGCCUCUCCAAUUAAUAGGCCUUCUCACAAUAGAAUGGAAAGUAGUAACAUUAAUAAUGUUUCUGCUAACAAUAUAAGUAACUUAGAUUAGUCUAAUUUGAGUAAAUCUCCAAAUAGAUAAAAAAUAUUUGAUAAUCCACCUCCUAAUAGACCUUCUAAUAACAGAAUGGAUUAGUAAGGAAAUAACCCUUAGCUUUAAAAUGCUUAGUCUGAUAUAAGUAAAAUAGAUACUUCUUAACUAAACAAAACGCCAACAAACAAAAGAAUAUUUGAUACUUCUCCAAUAAGAAACGCUAAUGUUAAUAACUAAUAAAAUAUACCUUUUGGAUCUGGCUUAAAUAGCUAAAGGCCAAUUUCUCCUAUUAAUAAUAGAGCUCCUGCAUCACCUAUUAAUGCUUAAAAAUUUGACUUCUCAAACACGGUUAAUGGGUAGAAUGCCUAAUAAAAUUUAGGCAAUCUUAAAGAAAUGUCUCCAAUUGAGAAACCAAAAAAAUAAGAUUCAAACUUUGGAGUUGAGAAUCAGUCCAACAGAAAUUUUCCACACCCAUUUAAAGGACAGCAAUCAGGAAUUCAGAUAGUGAAGCAAGGAGGUGGUGAUGAUAUGACUUUAGAUUUGAGCUUAAGUUCUUUUCCAAAUGAUUUAUCUAUUAUUUCAGAUAAAAGUGCAUUCCUUUAAACUACUAAUAUAAUGAGAGAAAAAACUGACCCAUUUUCUGGUAUUUAGCCUAUCAAAGAAGAAGAAAUAUAAAUGAAGCCAAGAAUGUCAAGAAAUGCUAAAAAUAUUGAUUUUAAGCAAACAGAAUUUGCAAAUCAUGAAAUGAUGUAAUAAUUUGUUGAGAAGCUGAAAAGAGAAUAAAAAGAGCAAGUUGCAUUGAUAGAAAAAGAUUUAGAGGAUUUGAGAAAAGAAAAUGAAUAGCUUAAGGAUUCUUCUUAAAUAUAUGCUGCAGAGUAGCUAGAAUAAAAUAGGUAAUACGAAGAAUAUUUAAGAAACUAAAUAAAAGAAUUGUAAUAACAGCAAAAGCAAUAAAUUAAUGAAUAUAAAACUAUGGAAAAAGAAAUGCAACAAAAGAAUGAAAAAGUAAUUUCAGAAUAUAAAUCAAAGUAAAUUGAUCUUUAAAAGCAAUAAGAAAAACUGGAAAAGGAAUAUCUAAAAUUAGAAUCAUAACAAACUUAGUAAGCCUAAGCUUGGUAACAGUAAUUAUUAGAGUAACAGUAAAAACUGUAAAAGGAAUACGAAAGGAAACAAAAAGAAAUUUUAAAAGAGUAAGAAAGAAAAUAAAAAGAUUUUGAAGAUAAAUGGAAAGAUAUUGGCAUGUAAUAGGAAAGUAGUAGAUUUGAAUAAUCAUUUAUGAAUCUCCAACAAGACUAAGAUAAAAAGAUAGAAGAAAUGAGAAAAGAAUAUUCAUAAAAGUAGAAAGAACUAUUAAAAAAGUAAGAAGAAUUUUAAAAAGAAUAAAAGAAAUUAGAAUAAACAUAAAAAGACUAACAAGAAAAAAUAAGGUAACAGCUGGAAGAUAGAACUGCUUAGCUAGAAAAAGAUUAUGAAAAGAAGUAGCUACAAAUAAAAUAAGAAAUGGAGAGAAAGUAUCUCUCAUUGGAAAAUUAAAUGAAAGAAUAAGAAGCUAGUAAACGUAAAAACUUAGAAAAAGAAUUAAAACUUUAUAAAGAAUCUGGCAAUAUUGCUUUGGAAGAGUAAAAAAAAUAUUUUGAAGAACAAUAUUCUGUUUUAGAGUAGUCAUAUAUUCGUAUGGAAAAAGAUCAGCUUACUCGUCAAGAAUAAAUGAAGGAAGAAUAUGAUAAAAAGUAAAAAUAGAUAGAAAAAGAGUAAAAGCAGUUAACAGCUUAGUUAGCUUAGCUUAAUAAAACUUAAAAUUAACAAUAAUCAAAAUGGGAAGAAUCCUUAUCAGAACAUGCUGAAAAGAUGAAAUAAGAUUAUAAAAACUAAAGAGAAGCUCUUUUAAAAGAAAUGGAAUAAAAAAAGAUUGAAUUUGAAAGUAUUAUGCAAAAAAGGUAAAAUGAUUUGGAAAAGGUAUUACAGGCUAAGAAAUAGCAAGAUUCUGUUUCAGAAGAGUCUUUUAUUAUGUUUGAGGAAAGAAAAAGAGUAUGCUUUGAAGAGUAAAAUGAGUAGAUUGAGUAAAACUUUAAGCGCGCUGAGUAAGAAUAGAAAUAGCGUCUUAAAGAAUUGGAGAAAGAAUUCCAAAUUAAAUAAGCCGAAUAAGAAAAAAGCUACCAAGAACUUCGAUUACAGUAUAAUAAAUUUGUUCAAGAAUAACAAGAAUACUUAGCUUCUUGGUAAGCAUAAGUUGAGUAAAAAACACUUUCUCUCUAGGAAGAUUACAUAAAUAUUUAAAAGGAACUAAGAAAAGAAUUUUCUAAGAAGUAGACAGAAUUUGAGGACAGACUUAAAGAAAGGAAUUCAAUAAAACGUUAAGAAUUUGAAAAGAUUCUAAGACAAAAAAAUGAAUAGUAUGAAGAGUUAUGCGAACAUCGUUAACGUCAUGAAGAAUAAUUUUAACGAUUAGAAUAGUCCUAUAUCGAACUUCAAAAGGAACAUAAGAAAAAAUAUUCUUAGCUUUAAAAAUAAUAUGAAGAUAAAUAGAAGGAGAUUGAAGCUAAUCAAAAAGUGAUUUUAGAGAAAUAUUCUUAGCUUGAAUAAAAUAGUAUGAAAUAACGUGAAUCAAUUAAGAAAAAUAUAGAAUUUACUGUUUAGUAGCUCUAACAAGAAUAUGAAACAAAAUAAAAGGAUCUUUUUAGUGAAUUUGAAAAGAAACAAAGGUAAUUCGAAGAAAGAAUUCGUCAAAAAGAAAUGGAAAAAAUUGAAAAUGAAAAUAUGGAUGUGUCUGGUAUUAUGAAAUAGAAAUAUGAAAUGCAAGAGUAAUACUCUUUCCUCCAAGAAAACUACAGCGCUUUAUAGACUGAAUAAGAAGAAAAGAUAAAGAAACUUGAGGCAGAGUAUAAGAAAAAAUAAGCUGAAUUAGAGAGGGAGCAGUCAAUAUUGAAAGAGAAAACUAAAAGUUUGGAAAAGGGGUAAGAAGGUCUUUAUAAAAGAUGGUAGCAAGAACUUUAAGAGAAGAAUGAAGAACUAAAAAGUGAUUAUGAGUAAAAAUAUGAUGAACUUAAAGAAGAGUUUGAAAAGAAAUAGUUGGAAUUUGAAAAGAAAUUAAGAGAAAGGGAGAGCACAAAAAGAAGAGAAUUUGAGUAUAGACUAUAAGAAAAAGAAGAAGAAAUUUCUAGGCUGAGAGCUCAAGGAGAUAAUACUGAUUAAUCUUUUGUUUCUAAAUAAAGAGUUGCUGAAUAAGAAUAUGUUCAAAAAUAAAAAGAACUUGAGGAAUAGUAUAGAGAAUUAUAAUAGUAUUGCUAAAAUUUAGAAAAAAAUUAAAUGACCUCUUUAAUGUAAUACGAGUAGAAAAUGGAGGAAUAAAUUAGAGAAAUAUAAGCUGAAUACUUCAAAAAGCAGUUGGAUUUAUAAAAAUAAUUCAAUGAAAAGUAGAAAAAAUUAGACUAAAAAAUGAAAAAUUUAGAUGAUAGCGAGUUGUCUUAUUCUGUUAACUCGAAUGCUGAUUAGACUUACUUAUUUGAAGAGAAAUUGGAUUAAUCAAUUUAGAAAGUUUAGCUAGAAUCACAAAAGAAACUUGAAAAAAUAGAAAAGUAGUACAAAUCAAUGAAUGAUGAGUAUCAAAAACACACUACAGAAAUGUAAAAAAAGCUUGAAGAUUUAGAAAAGAAGCAUGCUCAGUUUAUUGAGCAAUAACAAAAAUAGAUUUUACAAAGCUAAAAUAGAGGACAAUUAGCGAUCUAAACCUAGGACAAUUCAAAAUAAGAUCGUACUCCUGCUUCUCCUAAACCAAUUAAAAAAUAAAAAUCUAUAGAAAAAGAUGAUGAACAAAAUGGGAUCAUGAAUUCUCGCAAAAUUCAUUCAUAAGAUAAAAAAUUACAUAGCAGUCAGCUCACUCUAGAAAAAUAAAAUAGUGGUAAAAGAAAUUAGUCAGCUUAACAACUUGAAAAACCUCCUAAAUCUCCUAAAACAAAGAAAUAGUCAUUCCCAGAUUUGCAGUCGAUAAUAGAACGCCCAACUGUAGAAAGCUCUUAAGGAUAUGAUAAUGAUCCAGAUCUUAAAAAGGUUUUGAAAAGCAUGUAAGAAAGUAUCAAUAAACUUAAUAAUAAUCUAUAAAACUAGAAUGACUUAUCUAUGAAUUAGAGUAGAUAGAUGAUGGCAGAUCUUUCUAUGGAAUCUAAUAUGAGCAAAAUUAGAAGAAUCCAAAUGAAAAAUUCAAAAAUUAAUGACUCUGCUGAUGAGUACUAUGACCCUAUGAUAAAUAGAACUUAUUUAGAAGCCUCUUUGCUUAAUUAGAGUCAGUUAAAUACUAAAUUAAGCUAAAAAAAAUUAGAUUUACUGAAUGAGUCAUCCUUAAGAUAACAAGCAAGAAAGAGUAGUAAUUUUGAUGUUUCUGUCAGUACUAUUAGUGAAGAUAGUAGAAUAGUUCGCUAAAAAAUGAGUCGUUAACAAGAAAAAGAACUUCGUCCAAUAGAAAACAAAAAACCAACAAAAGAAGAAGAUUUGGGAUUCUUUGAUAGAAUUAAAUAUGUAUUUGGUUGCACAACAAGAAGAUGA
Messenger RNA from Tetrahymena thermophila SB210, 6957 nucleotides. RefSeq names its product Serine/Threonine kinase domain protein. The transcript is spliced from 11 exons. Lineage: Eukaryota; Ciliophora; Oligohymenophorea; Hymenostomatida; Tetrahymenidae. Gene Ontology annotation, biological process: mitotic spindle organization; regulation of cytokinesis; protein phosphorylation. Gene Ontology annotation, molecular function: ATP binding; protein kinase activity. Gene Ontology annotation, cellular component: chromosome passenger complex; spindle pole centrosome; spindle midzone. The record is from RefSeq and is a predicted model, not a curated record.